Molecule: messenger RNA, 1885 nt
Organism: Pyrus x bretschneideri (Chinese white pear)
Lineage: Eukaryota; Viridiplantae; Streptophyta; Magnoliopsida; Rosales; Rosaceae
Product: mitochondrial inner membrane protein OXA1
Exons: 9
Coding region: 281-1594 (437 amino acids)
Biological process (GO): protein insertion into mitochondrial inner membrane from matrix; mitochondrial respiratory chain complex IV assembly
Cellular component (GO): mitochondrial inner membrane
Molecular function (GO): membrane insertase activity
Source: RefSeq, a predicted model, not a curated record
CUACCUGCGCCGCCAUUGCUCUGCUUCAUCUCAGUUCCACCACUCUCGAACAGAAAAUCCCGGACUCUCCCUCCAUCCCUCCCUCCCUCCCUUCUGUCCUCUUUCUCUGUCCUUUUUCUCUCCCCCUCUCUCGUACGCUCCAACCGUCAACCCAAUAAAAAAAUUCAAUCCGAUUCAAGAUCCCAUUUUCCUGGAGAAUUUGUUAUUAGGGUUUAAAGAUUCCAUCUUUUCUCCCUAAUUCAUUUCAAAUCUUGGCGGAUAGAGGUAUUCGUAUACAUCAAUGUCUUACCGGCGGAGCCUCACGACGACGAGCAGUAUAGCUCGACGGCACCAGUACCAUCCAUCCGUCACUCACAUCCUCCGCGACGACGACCGCAAGCAAGAUGUCGUUUCCGAGCAGGCAUCUGCUUCGCCGAUAUUGAAUCAAUUUCUCAACCAGAAGCGGUUUUUUGGAAACAAUUUGAGCAGAGUGUCGGGUUUCGGCGGUGGGUUCGCUCAGGAUAGGAGGAUUUCGAACGCUCUGCUUUCGUCCACUUCGGGAUUCGCGUUCUCUCGAUCCAUGUCGUCAGCUUCGGAGAAGGUUGAGCUGUUGAGUGAUGUAUCGGGAGUUUUAUCCGACACUGGGAUCGAAGGUUUGACUUCUCAGGUACCGGCAAUGAGCGAGGUGGCGGUUGCUGCCGCGGAUUCGUGGUUGCCAGUUAAGGGCUUGCAGUACUUUAUUGAAGCUGUGCAUGUUCACACUGGCUUGAAUUGGUGGGCUGCCAUAGCGAUAACAACUCUUUUGAUUCGGACUGCCACGGUUCCACUUUUGAUUAAUCAACUUAAAGCAACCUCAAAACUCUCUCUCAUGAAGCCUCAACUUGAAGAAUUGAAGCAAGAGAUGCAAGACAGGGGUUCAGAUCGUUCUGCUCAGCUUGAAUUUCAACAGAAAACAAAGAAGCUAUUUAAGGAAUAUGGUGUAACCCCAUUGACUCCAAUGAAGGGACUUUUGAUUCAAGGUCCUGUAUUCAUCAGCUUUUUCCUUGCUAUAGGUAACAUGGCAGAGAAAGUGCCAUCCUUUAAAACUGGUGGCGCCUACUGGUUUCUUGAUCUUACAACCCCAGAUGCCAUGUACGUUUUUCCAGUUUUGGCAGCCAUGACAUUCUUACUGACUGUGGAGUGCAAUCUGCAAGAAGGUAUGGAGGGAAAUCCUGCUGCUGGCACCAUGAAAAAUGUUUCAAGAGGCCUUGCUGUUCUUACAGUUCCAUUUACCAUGAGCUUUCCAAAGGCUGUAUUUUGUUACUGGGUUACAUCCAACUUGUUUUCGCUCUCGUAUGGACUGGUGCUUAAAUAUACUGGGCUGAAGGAGGCCUUGGGUAUUCCUAAACCGCCGCCUUAUACUGCACCCCCUCAAGGAUCACAACCUGCAUUUUCACUAUUAUCCACACUGAAACAAGUCGCUGAAGGGGCUCGUGGCUCAACCUCCUCACCUGGUGACGCAUCAAAGGUUCAAGAUCGAAGUAUAUCAUCUUCGUCGUCAUCAUCAGUUCUUAGUCAAAGGAUUAAAAGUUUAGAGAAGCAAGUGAAGGGAAGAAAGAGAAACAAGAAGAGGUAAUGAGUUUAUCGAUUUUUACAAGUUCAACCAUUACUAUGCGUCUAUGCCCCAUUGAUGGGGAGGGGAGGUUUCAUUGCUUUUUACCCGUUUAAUAUAAUAUUCCUUAAAUCGGCGACUCAUCGGUUCACUUAAUUAGAGAUGAUGGCAUGUAAUUUUUGCUCGGGAAGUUUGAGAAAUUUUUGUGAAAUAUUUUUGCCGGUGAUUCUGUGUACGUCAGCGGGACCCAACAAGUCCACUUGCAUUGUAAAAAUAAAAUGAAAUAAAACUACAGAGAUCUUUUGGUGGUGGUUC